AUGAUUCGGAGAUUGGUCAAGGGUUUCGCCAAGGAUCUGCGCGGUCAGGAUUUCGCGGAGGACUUCUGGGCGAUGAGCGCGCUGCAGGACUGCGAGGAGCAGUUGUACGGCAUCGAGUCGGGCAUGGACAAGCACUUCAAGAAGAUGCCGGAGGACAACGUCACGCUCGACAAGGUCAAGUCCUGGUUGAUGGACCUCCACAUUCUUGGUGGACAUAUGUCCAAAACCAACAUGAGGGCGAUGCUCCAGAGACGCGGGUGCCCAAGUUGGCAGCAGGCGCUCGUGGGCGAGCUGAUUUGCGAUGCCUGCGCCGAGACCCAGGACACGCAGCACCAGCUGGAGGUGCACCACAGGAAGCUGUUCGCGGUGCUCUACAUGGACGCGGCCUGCAAGUUGGCAGUUCGCAGCGUCUUCACGGAGGUGGAAGCCAAGGGCACGAAGGCGUACUUCGAGCUGUCUGGCGCCCAGGUGUUGUCGGCGUUCCUGGAGGAUUGGUGGCAGCGCAAGCCGCGGUGCCAGUUCCUGAUCUCGGACCCGGGCGGCGGCUUCGUGAGCAACCAGUUGCGCGAGUGGUGUGGCAAGAACGCCGUGGGCAUCAUCCAGAGCCCGGGCGAGUUCCAUGGUCAGACGGCCGACCUGGAGAUUCUUAUCAGGCAGAUCAAGAAGACCGCUCGACGCAUCUCCUUGGACGAGCCGACGCUAUCGUUGGCCGACUGUGUGUCGCUGGCCUGCGCCGUUCACAACAACCAGCACAAGGCGUCAGGCUACACACCAGUCCAGUGGGCGCACGGUACCAACCACCAGGGCUACCAGUUCGCGGAGGAGCAGGCUCGUUCAGUGGCGACUCGGCUUCGGCACUCCAUGAGGCAGAAGCUUCUCUCGAUUGAGAUCGGCGACUGGAUCAUGUACUUCUGCCGUGGCAAGAACACUGGAGCUCGAGGUUCGUGGCCUGGACCGGCGAGAGUUUUGGCCAUCGAGCCGAAGGUCAACCUCCAGCGUGAACGUGCCGACGAGUCCGCUUCGAUCGAGGACGAGAUUUCGGUGGUGUGGAUCGUGCACGGCACGAGGCUUAUUCGGUGUCAUCCCACGCAGCUGAGGUCGAGCAGUCAGCGCGAGGUGGUCGUGGCAUCGCUCGAGGGUAACAUCGACAGGGACUCGCUGACCAACGUGAACAUUCUCUAUUUCGUGAUGGUGCUCAGGCUGGAGACGACGGUGCAAACCUUCAUCCAGUUCCUCGAGAUGUUCCUCCAGAUUUGUCUCGAGUACCAGUUCCAGAGGCGGGUCCGGUUGAGGUACCAGGCAUCUCCCUACGACGCGCUCUAUGGACCAGAAUUGACGUCGGCGGCACCAGAGGAAAUCACCAGUGGCCCUGCAGGUGCUCUGAUUGGCGAUGAAGCCGCGGUAGGUCCCCGAGAGGGUAGCCCGGCAGAGCCUCUUGGGGUGGGACCCGACUCUGCGGACGGGCCGGUCGCAGAGGGUUUCGCGGGAAACCAGGAUCCUGCCGGGGAGGCCCCCACUGGUGAAGCAGACGAACGUGACAAAGAGGAGCCAGAGGCCAAGCGCAUCAAGCUCGGAGUGAUGGAUUUCAUGACGCGCGACUUCGAGGACGAGGUCAAGUACCUGAAGGCCUGGGACAACUUCAACAACCAGUCCGUGGCCUACCUGGAGGACAUGACCAUCGAGCGCGAAGUGAUCGAGGUCGCGACCGAUUUCACUGACAUCGGAGCCUUUCUUCAAGACUCUACGGUCUGGCUCUCCAAGAGGCUUGGCGACGGCAAGGCGACAGAGGUCACCUACUCCAAGCUGGCGCCAGGGCAGCAGCUCGAGUUCGACAAGGCGAUGUGCAAGGAGAUCAGCCAGGUCAUCGCGACCAAGGUCUUGAAGCGGAUCGCUCAGGAGGAGCUCGCCGAGAUCGACGAGUCGCGGUUGCUCAAGAUGCGCUCGGUCCUCACCUACAAGUGCCAGGAGGGUGGCGCACGCAAGCCGAAGGCUCGGCUAGUCAUUCUGGGCUACCAGCACCCGAGUCUGACGGAGCUCUCUACGGCGGCGCCUACGCUGGGGAAGCUGGCUCGCAACAUGCUGUUCCAGGUGUGCGCGCAGCACAAGUUCAAGCUCAAGUUCGGCGACGUCAGCUCGGCUUUCCUCCAGACCGACGCGAGCGAGGAGUUCGAGAGUCUGAACGUGAAGGUUCCUACGGAAGUGGCUCAUUUUUUCCUGAUGAGCUGGGGUUGGCGACAACUACGUGCCGACCAGUGCGUGUGGAUCAUGCUGGAUUCCAGCAACCAGCUGAAGGGCAUCAUCGGCGUCCACGUGGAUGACUUCAUCAUCGGUGGCGACGAGACGUCGAAGCUGUACAGGGACGCGGAGAGGGCCAUCAGGGCCCUCUACAGAUGGGGCGCGUCGACUUCCUGCCAGGCCGAGUUCAGUAGACUACGCGUUCGCCAGUUCAAGGAUUUCUCGAUCACGCUGGACCUCUACGACUACACGAACAAGUUCAUCACGGAGGCCGAGAUCGACGCCGACCGCAAGAAGCAGGCUCAUCUACCUUUCGAGCCGAAAGAGAUCUCACUGCUUCGUGGAGUACUGGGUAUGGCCAGUUGGAGGGCACAGCAAGUGUCCCCACAGUAUGCGGUGGACGUUGGGCUUGCAUUGUCUCAAGUCAACAACGCCAAGAUCAGCGACUUGGUGAAUGCCAACAAGCUUGUCAAGGACAUGCGUAAAUCGGCGUCGCAGGUGAUCAAGUUCCACCGGUUCGAGAACUACGAUUGGCACGAGUUGUGGAUGGUGCAGUGGGCGGACGCUAGCGACAAGCUCAGGCCCGACGGCAGCAAGACUGGUGGGCUGGUGACAGGCCUCUCGACUCCGGAUUUCGCGACUGGCAGCAUGGCAAACGUUUCGAUACUUGGAUGGAGAUCUUUCAAGCUACCUCGCAAGAUUUCGGGCUCCAACAACAACGAGACGCAGUCGACCGCGUUCGGCGACGAGAUGUUGUGGUUAUCUCGACUGAUGUGGGCAGAACUUCAUGGAGUCGAACCGACCCGUUGGAAGUUGGACGACGCUGUCAAGACCGUGCCAGGCAUGCUCAUCACAGAUUCGCGCGGCAUCUACGACGCGAUCUUGAAGUCGGAGUCUCCCCAGUUGGGCAUGCGCAGCUUCAAAUCAGGCGAGGAGGCCAGAGGCAUCGAGUUGCAGAUCUUGCGCACGGACGUGUCUUUCAGAUGGGUGAACGGUUUGGCCAUGCUGGCAGAUAGCCUGACGAAGCCGGGAUAUCUGGCUCGACAUGUGAUGGAGGAGUUUUUGGCCACGCAGCGCUGGAAGUGUACGUUUGACGAGAUGUUCCAGAGUGGACGUCGGAGGCAGCGCGACGGCAAGGGCGCUUUCGCAGACGCGCCCGAGGAGGCCGACAGUGGCUGUAUGGAAGGCUUUUUGGAUCCUUUGGAGUCGUUGUGCGACGAUGCCUUUCUUUCUGAUUCGACUCGAAGCCUUAUGCGGUCUCGGUGCAUGUAG
Messenger RNA from Prorocentrum cordatum, 3507 nucleotides. The record is from the annotation of a GenBank genome assembly. Lineage: Eukaryota; Dinophyceae; Prorocentrales; Prorocentraceae.